AUGGAUUUCCCAAACGAGUCCUGGUAUGACGGCGGCUAUGACAACAAGACCCUCAACGGCUCCGACGCCGCAGGGAAGACGCACCACUACAAUUACUACGCGAUGCUCCUCACACUCCUCAUCUUCGUCAUCGUCUUCGGCAACGUGCUGGUGUGCAUGGCGGUGUCGCGGGAGAAAGCCCUCCAGACAACCACGAACUACCUGAUCGUCAGCCUUGCCGUCGCGGACCUGCUGGUGGCUACGCUGGUGAUGCCCUGGGUGGUCUACUUGGAGGUGGUUGGCGAGUGGCGAUUCAGCCGCAUCCACUGUGACAUCUUUGUCACCCUGGACGUCAUGAUGUGCACAGCGAGCAUCCUCAACCUCUGCGCUAUCAGCAUUGACAGGUACACCGCUGUAGCCAUGCCGAUGGUUUAUAACACUCGCUACAGCUCCAAGCGCAGAGUCACGGUCAUGAUUGCGGUAGUGUGGGUUCUCUCUUUCGCCAUCUCCUGCCCAUUGCUUUUUGGACUGAACAAUACAGAGAAGAAUGAGUGUAUCAUUGCCAACCCUGCCUUUGUUGUGUAUUCCUCUAUCGUCUCCUUCUACGUUCCCUUCAUUGUCACCCUGCUGGUGUACAUGCAGAUCUACAUAGUGCUACGGAAGCGUAGGAAGCGGGUCAACACGAAACGCCCCCUCGCCCACACUGGCCUGGAGUCUGACGCACAGGCCCCGCUGAAGGACAAAUGCAGUCACCCAGAAGAUGUCAGGCUCUGCCCUCUCGUCAUGAAGACCAAUGGGAGCUUCCCAGUUCAUAAGCGGAAAGUGGUGAGUGUUGCCAGCUUGCACGCCAGGAGAGGACAAAGUGCAGAGAUGGAGAUGGCCACCAGCACCAGCCCACCGGAGAAGAGCAAGCACAAGCCAUACGUGCUGGGCAAGGGCGACCGAGACAUUCCAGCCACUUCCAAACUGUGUGCUAAUUCAACUCUGCAGGCUCCUGCAGACGGCUUGCCGAAAGUAGAGAAGAACGGGCAUACGAUGGACAACCCCCAAACUACCAAGGUCUUUGAGAUCCAGACAAUGCCAAAUGGCAAGACCAGGACCUCCCUCAAGACCAUGAGUAGGAGGAAGUUUUCGCAGCAGAAGGAGAAGAAAGCCACUCAAAUGCUUGCUAUUGUACUAGGUGUCUUCAUCAUCUGCUGGCUCCCUUUCUUCAUCACCCACAUCCUGAACAUGCAUUGCCACUGCGACAUCCCCCAGGUGAUGUACAGCGCCUUCACAUGGCUCGGGUACGUCAACAGUGCUGUCAACCCCAUUAUCUACACCACCUUCAACAUUGAGUUCCGAAAGGCCUUCAUGAAGAUCCUGUACUGCUAG
Molecule: messenger RNA, 1353 nt
Organism: Varanus komodoensis (Komodo dragon)
Lineage: Eukaryota; Metazoa; Chordata; Lepidosauria; Squamata; Varanidae
Gene: DRD2
Product: dopamine receptor D2
Exons: 7
Coding region: 1-1353 (450 amino acids)
Biological process (GO): adenylate cyclase-inhibiting dopamine receptor signaling pathway; adenylate cyclase-activating adrenergic receptor signaling pathway
Cellular component (GO): glutamatergic synapse; presynaptic membrane
Molecular function (GO): dopamine neurotransmitter receptor activity, coupled via Gi/Go; G protein-coupled receptor activity
Source: RefSeq, a predicted model, not a curated record